Plasmodium fragile is the source of this 660-nucleotide messenger RNA. RefSeq lists its product as uncharacterized. The record is from RefSeq and is a predicted model, not a curated record. The transcript has 3 exons. Lineage: Eukaryota; Apicomplexa; Aconoidasida; Haemosporida; Plasmodiidae. Bases 1 to 660 code for a protein of 219 amino acids.
AUGCUGUCGAGAAUUCACCGAUGGAACAGAAAUUCUUGCUGCUUGUCUUUUGUGCCCAUGAGGGCCCCAGCGAAGAAGAAGAACGUACAGGAGAAGAAGAAGGACUCAGCCGAAGACAAAGACAAACUAUCCGAAACGAGGUACCUGCCGUACAUCCCGCCCGCCUACGUUGCGGACACGGUCUCCUUUUUCAAGGACAAAAACAAGGUGGACAAUCUGCUGUCUCUAAUUUUUGGCCCCCAAAAUUCGACGGACUCAUAUGAAGACAGAGUCGAGUACCAAAAGAGGUUCGAGUUGUAUCAAUUUUUGAAGCAGACGGAGGAAGCAAAGUACGAAAGGCAUUUACUAAAAAUGAAAGAAAAAAUAUUCAAGGCAAUAGAAAAUUUACCAGAGGAAUUAUACGACGAGAGUAUCCAAAGUGGUGAACUGUUUGAUCAUAAAGAAAUUCAGUUUGGUCUAAAGUACGAAAAUGAUAUAGUGAAAGGUUUGAGCAACUACAGGCAGAAGUUGCUACAUGUGUACAAGAUUCUUCUUUAUUUGCGGUUUCCUUUUUAUUUGAUUAAAAAAAAGAAACCCAUGCUGUUUUAUAUAAGUGAAAGUAAGGCGAUUAGUCGACAGAAGCAAAUUAAUGCGCAAAGGAAAAAGUUAAAAAAGAAGUAG